AUGGAGGACCUGCGUCAACAGCUUCAGACGUUGAUUGAUGCUUCCCCCCGCAAUGUCCACAUUAUGCGGGAUGGGGCUUACUUUCGUCAACCCAACUUCUUGGCUCAGUUUGCUGUGGAGGAGUUGAUGCGAAUUCUCCGGAUCUACGAAGAGCACCCGCCAUUUGUACGACCGAGCCUCCUGCGUGAGGAAAGCGAAGCAUCACUAAGGACCUAUUUUUGGACGAAAGACGAAUAUCGGUUGAGGAUUGCCGUCACCAUUGGCUCGCUUGCGGCUUACCAUGUCUCGCUUGAGGCUGAGAACCCCCUGCGUGGAAUCAUUCUCAACUCCUUCGCCCGGUGUGUGCUCGUUGACUGGCAGAGAACGCGAUCAGACGACAACCUACUUGACGAUUCCAUAUACUACUGCCGCAAGGCUGUGGAGUUGGGUCCUAUUCAGGGGACCAAUCGUGCACUCCAUAUCUACGACCUGGCGGAUCAGCUGUCGGAGAGAUAUGCACGACAGCAUGAUGCAGGCGACUACGCGGAAGCGGAAGCAUGCUUUCAACAGGCUUUCAACCUGCAACCAGCCGGACAAUUGGUCUUCCUAUUCGGAUGGGCACGAUUGAUCCGAUUCAAAGACGAAUUCGAGAACAUCGACAAGGCCGAGACGUUACGCAGGUAUAUUAACAAGCUCAAGGUGGCUAUAAUCAACCACAGACCUGGGAUUCGACCUAUCGACUAUCGGAUUUCUGUCAGCUGCAUCUGGUGGUACUUCGGAUCCGCCCUUUGGGAGCGCUAUGAGGUCACUCAAGACGACUUGGACCUGGAAUAUGCCAGGAAAGUGUUCGGAUUGGCCAUGGCAGUGCCGCGACUUACACUAUCAGACAUGUUUUACGCCUGUCGAGACCAGGGCCGGGUGGCCGCACUCCAAUUUGAAAAGAACGGUAAUGUUGAGGAUGCCAAUAUGGCGAUAGACUCACUCAGGCGAGCUCUACAACUGAUGCCGAACUCAUUGCUUACCAUGGAGAGUCUUGGGAAUCAUCUGCGCAUCUUCGCCGAAUACACCGACUCCGACGCGAUGCUUGCUGAGGCGGCCAAAGUUCUGGACAAGGCUUGUCAUGCUACUACAGAACCUAGCAACGCCCUCUGCAAUGCCUAUUGCAUGGCGCUCUUGCGGCUAUUCCAGAGAACAAACAGAGUCGAAGUCCUCAACGACGCCAUACUGAGAUACCGUACAUUGGCCGACCGACCGCAUCAGCUAGAGGAAGACCAUGCAGGCACUUUGCUGAAGCUGUCUCAGUGUCACUUAUGCCGGUUUAUCGCCCUCGGAUGGAAAUACGACCUGACCAAGGCCCAGUCAGCAGUCGCGCGCGUGUACUUUUUCAAGACUAUUUCGGCUCCUCUAAGAGCAGAAUGUCUCAGCGUCGUCGGAAAGAUCUUCUAUGAGUAUUACAAAAAGACAGGCCGGUCUCAACAUCUUGACCAUGCAAUCGGCUGGUAUCGAAAAGCCCUGGCGAAGAAUGUCGACCACAAGGACAAGAAUUACGCAAUACACUAUGACCUCGGCAGCGCAUAUCAUUGGAAGUUCAGGACAACUCUACUCGUGGCUGACCUCUCGAAGGCCAUUUACCAGUACCAAUUGACUCUUCAGUAUCUGAAAGAGAACCCAAAUCCAUAUCUGACAUCGUUCUUUCAGAUAUCGAUGGCCGGAUUGGGCAUGGCUCUCAUGGAACAAUUUGAGAUCACUCAGCAACAAGAAGAUAUUGACAACGCGAUCCUUUAUUACGAGCACUGCCUUCGACAGACUCGGAAAAAUACCUUGCAGUAUAUUUAUCGAGCGGACAUUCUCGCCUUGGCCUAUCAGCAAAGAUUCAAACUUAUCAUGGAAAUGGCCGACAUCAAGCAAUCCCAGACAAUCUUGCAUGAACUGCUUUCAUGCGAUCUCAAUCUGGCACCAGCAAACAUGUGCGAAAUGCACAGCAAUCUUGGGCGGGCGUUUCUACUAUCUUAUGCAAAGAAUGAAGAGCCUACUGACCUGGAAAACGCUGCGGAAUAUUUCCGUAGCUCUCUCGCAAGUGAAUGCAAAGCUGCUGCCUGCCGCAUGGUGGUUUUGUUUCAUUUGAGCCUGGUGCUGAGAUACAAAGCCAAGGCGACCAAAAGCCAUGAAGACGAAGAAGCUGCUCUGGCCCAGAUAAGAGCCACUCUUUAUUACUUGGAGUCGGUACCAGAAAACAAUCUAAUCGUACUAACUGAUGGAAUCAUUUUGAGUUUCGCGAAGUUGAUCUUCGAUUGUUGGCAAGAUUCCGGUUGCGAAGCGGCAUCCGAUUAUGGGAAAAUAUACGUACGUGUCAGCCAAACAAUUCCGCGUAAUCUGAGAGCAUUCUCAGGUUUCACGCUGGUCAGCUUCUAUAUCCACGCAGCCAUGGCGCAAUUUACUGUGACCAAGGACCCGACGGCUGCUCGUGACAUGAUCCGCACGGCCGCGGAUAUUCUACCUAGGGCUAUGCUGGUCAGUUUCGACCGCAAAGACAUUGUUAAGAACCUUGGAGACUUCAUCGCUUUACCAAGGUUCAUAAUCGCUUUUUCGCUGGCGGCGGGAGAUAUGCCAUCCCACGCUCUCCAGCUUUUCGACAAAGUGCGCAGCGUUAUGUGGGACUGUGCUCUAUCCAAGCGGCUGAUAUCCCAAGAGAAAGCUGGCGAGAACUUCCCAACGCUGUGUGUCAAGUUGGAUCGGAUUCAGAACCCCCUCGGGGCUUCUGAGACCCUAGACAUGACGGCGCUUCCGCCAGGGUCUUUGUGCGAGAUGAUCAUGCAUGUGCAUAAGGUUUAUCUCCAAAUUGUGGAGUCCAAACAACUUUUUCACGAACUACGAGCGAACUCUGAAUUAGAGGAGUUUCUUCGCUUACCAGACGACACGCCUAACUUUAUUGAAUACGCGCAAGACGGGCCCAUUAUCAUGGUCAAUGAGAGUGUCUUUCGCAGCGAUGCCAUCAUUGUGACUGCGAAUGGAGUCGAACCACUCUCUCUUCCGUUGCUAGACACUCAGAUGAUGGGAGAAAUGGAGCAGUGGUAUGAUGAAGCACUUUCUCUUAUGAGCACUGAUCUUCCUGCCGCGACCAGGAAGUUGGAGCAAGUCUUGGAGUGGCUCUGGGACACUAUUGCGGAGCCAAUCCUGCAUCAUCUCGGGUUUGACGGGGUAUUGACUACAGGAAAUGAUCUGCCUCGAUCUUGGUGGAUCACAGCGGGUCGGAUCGGCAAGUUUCCUCUCCAUGCCGCAGGAAGUCCAAAGAAAGGUCCACUUUGCAACCUUCUCGAUAGGACUGUUCCAUCCUAUAUCAACAGUCUUCGCGCACUCGGUUAUACCCGCAGCCGGUUACACCCAACUCAACAAGAUGAUGAUCAACCACAAGACGCCAAGCGAGGGCUCUUGAUAUCAAUGGAGAGAACUCCCGGGAUGAAUGAACACUCAGAUUUCCUGAAUUCUGUGCACGAGGUGACCAGCGUUCAAGAGAUACUCAACAGCCACGGCGAGGCAAGUGACUUGCUGAAGAGUCCGGAACGGGAUGCUGUCUUGGACUGUCUCAAGCGGGUUAAAUAUGCCCAUUUCGCGUGCCACGGUAUCUGCACUGAAGUCGAUCCCGCGAGGAGCACACUUCGCCUUACAGAUUGGUUCUCCAGCCCGCUUGAUGUGAAAUCCCUUCUGCAGCAAGGUGAUCUACCCUGUCAACUGGUGUAUCUGUCUUCAUGCCAGGGCGCGUCGAACAAAUCCAAAUUUCGUGACGAAGGACUUCAUCUAGCUGUUGGGCUUCAAAUGGCUGGGGUACCUCAUGUGGUUGCGAGUCUUUGGCGUGUGGACGAUAUUUUUAGCUCUGAGAUGGCUGUGCGAUUCUACAGAGCCCUGGGGGAGAUUGGAGGACAUUUCAAUCCGUCUAAUUCGGCGAGAGCGCUGCGAAAGGCGAUCGUGGAUCUGAGAGCAUCGGGUUCUAGUGCGUUGUUCUGGGCGGCGUACAUUCAUACUGGUCCAUGA
Molecule: messenger RNA, 4008 nt
Organism: Penicillium daleae
Lineage: Eukaryota; Fungi; Ascomycota; Eurotiomycetes; Eurotiales; Aspergillaceae
Product: CHAT domain-containing tetratricopeptide repeat protein
Exons: 1
Coding region: 1-4008 (1335 amino acids)
Molecular function (GO): protein binding
Source: RefSeq, a predicted model, not a curated record